Molecule: messenger RNA, 1999 nt
Organism: Condylostylus longicornis
Lineage: Eukaryota; Metazoa; Arthropoda; Insecta; Diptera; Dolichopodidae
Gene: Nmt
Product: glycylpeptide N-tetradecanoyltransferase
Exons: 4
Coding region: 64-1509 (481 amino acids)
Biological process (GO): N-terminal peptidyl-glycine N-myristoylation
Cellular component (GO): cytoplasm
Molecular function (GO): glycylpeptide N-tetradecanoyltransferase activity
Source: RefSeq, a predicted model, not a curated record
CAAUUUCUAGGCGAGUUAAAAUUUGGUUGUCGAAAAAGGCUUUAAUUUAAAUAUUUUAAUACAAUGAGUGAAGCAAAGCAACUGGAUAAUGGAGAAGCAAGCGAUAAUGAGGUUAAUGUAACUAAAUCAUCAAAUAAGAAAAAUAAAAAAAAAAACAAAAAUAAGAAUAAGAAUGAGAAACUAACGACUACAAAAGGCAAUGAUAUAACAAAAUCUUUGGAAAAUUCAUCAUCGACAUCGAAUACUGCUUUAUCACCGAGUGCCGAAAAACUUCCCGAAGAAAUAAAUGAGAGCGUUAAGGGUUUGCUUGAGAAUUUAAGCUUAGACCAACGAUUUUUUCGUGAAAAUUUGACAAAAAAAUUUGCUUUCUGGUCUACCCAACCUGUACCUAAGUUAAAUGAAGAAGUGUCAACUAAUGAAUCUAUUGAGCCUGAUAAGGAGGUGUCUGAAAUUCGAUCAACACCUUACACGUUACCCAGCGGAUUUACGUGGGAUACAUUGGAUUUGAAUGAUUCAACCAUUCUUACGGAGCUAUACACAUUGUUGAAUGAAAAUUAUGUUGAAGAUGAUGAUUCUAUGUUUCGGUUUGAUUAUCAACCAGAAUUCUUAAAAUGGUGCUUGCAGCCACCCGGUUGGAAACAAGAUUGGCAUGUAGGUGUAAGGGUCGUGAAAUCUGGUCGUUUAGUUGGCUUUAUAUCAGCAAUUCCUAGUCGCUUGAGGUGUUAUGAAAAAGUCCUAAAAAUUGUCGAAAUAAAUUUUUUAUGCGUUCAUAAGAAAUUGCGGAGCAAACGUGUUGCUCCCGUCUUAAUUAGAGAAAUCACACGACGUGUGAAUUUAACUGGAAUAUUUCAGGCGGCAUAUACAGCUGGUGUUGUUUUACCUAAACCAAUAUCUACUUGUCGGUAUUGGCAUCGAUCUUUAAAUCCGAAAAAAUUAAUAGAUGUGAAAUUUUCUCAUCUGUCACGUAAUAUGACAAUGCAGCGUACAAUAAAAUUGUAUAAAUUACCAGAACAACCGAAGACAAGAGGUUUCCGAAAAAUCGAACAAAAAGACAUGAAAAAAGCCCAGAAAUUAUUAGAAGAUUAUUUAAAAAAAUUCAAAUUAACACCUGUUUUUUCGCCUGAGGAAUUUAAGCAUUGGUUCACACCACAAGAGGGUAUUAUAGAUUGCUUUGUUGUUGAGAAUGAAAAAGGUGAAAUAACUGAUAUGGUUAGUUACUACAGCUUACCAUCAACAGUAAUGCAUCAUCCUGUCCACAAACAAGUUAAAGCUGCAUACUCUUUUUAUAAUGUUUCGUCUGGAACACCUUGGUUAGAAUUAAUGAAUGAUGCUUUAAUUUCAGCUAAAAAUAUUCAAAUGGAUGUUUUUAAUGCACUUGAUUUAAUGGAAAAUAAAGAAUAUUUAAUGCAAUUAAAAUUUGGUACUGGUGAUGGAAAUUUACAAUAUUAUUUGUACAAUUGGAAAUGCCCUAGUAUGAAGCCUGAGGAUGUAGCUUUAAUACUUAUGUAGUUCGGAAAUUGAACUAAAAAUGCAAUACAAUACUUUGUAUUUUGCAUUUUAGUUACUUGCAGUAGAAAAUGAUUUAAAUAUGAAAAUUAAUUGGAUGUUACUCAAAUUGUAUUUUUACAAUUGAGCUUCACUAUGUGAUGUCUAAAAUAAAAUUAUAUCUGACACAAGCAUAGUAAGAUAUUUCGCACUAGGGGUACUAUUAGCUUCUUUAAAGUCAAAUUAAAAACAAAACAGCAUUACUGUAAAUUUUGAAAUAAAUGUAGAAGAACAUAAAUAAUAUUGAAUUUAAACCUAAAUAUAGAUUUAAACAAAACACAAAUAAAAUGAAAACAAUAACAAAAAUCAAACAUAAAAUUUUGCUUUUGCUUUUUAGGGAUUGUUUUUUAUUCCUAUGAUGUUUUACAUUGAAUAUAAACUUGUUUAGUUGUUUUAUCUACAUAUAUAGAAUAUUUUGAAGGUAAAAUAUUACAAAUAAAAUUUUUAUAUAUUA